CGUAAACCGGAGAAAAGUGGCCGUUUUUUUGUGAUCGUGUUGUGUACCACGGACAUUAAAUGCUGGCCGCCGCCCCUCGCUCUCCUGUACUCCCCGGUACAUGUGUGUAUGUGUGUGUGUGUGUGUGUGUGUGUGCGUGUAAGCGCCUGGUGGUGCUGUGCGGCCUGCUUCGUCUUGGGGCACACGCGCACCGGAGAUAUAUUUCCGUACAGAUCACGGCAGGCUGCGACAUUUUUCCUAGAUUUUGUAGUGUGGUGUACCGUUCGUUCGGUUAGGAAGGGAUUUUUUUUUUUGGUGGUAUCGGGCCAUCAAUGUGCCCUGUGGUCACUUUUUGUGAGGCCAGUCCCCAUUUCCGGCCCCCAAAAGUACUGUGCCUGUGUUUGUGUGUGUGAGAGUAAAACGUGACCAAUGUGUGACGAGUCGUGUAGAGAAGGUGCUCAGUGCAAAGUGGUGUGUUUCUGCAAACUGAAACAAUUUCCCUUCGAAUGCUAGGUCGGAAAAGCGCAAAGAACGUGGACCCAACAGAAAGGUGAACGCAAGGAAGCAAGAAAGCAAUCAAGAAUAAUCAAGCCGGGAAGCUGUUAAUGACGAGGAACGAUUCGGUGCGGGGUAGACAGGGGAAAAAAAAUGCAUCCGAGCGAUGGAUGCUCCUCGUAAGCAAAAGUGUGGUCUCUAAUCUGUGUAUGCGCGCGCGCGCGUUUGUGUGUGUGCGUCUAUAAUUCGCGUGCGUGUGUGUGAUAAUGCUCGACGCCGCGUGUGUUUGUACGUCGUGUGUGCUACAGGAGAGGCAGCGUUAGAAGAAGUAGUAGUAGAAGAAGAAGCAGCAGUAAUUGUCGCGUGAAAGUGUAAGUGUGUCGAAAUAUGUGCAAGUGUAGUGAGGAGAAUGUAAUUGAAAAAGUCGCAUAAUCGAUGUAGUAGUGUGUGUGUGAAUGUGUGUGGGAAAAAGUGAUCAAUUAAAGAAAAAAGAGAAAGAAAGGUUAAGUAUUACUGGAAAAUUGUUUCUCCCGCCAAGUGUGUGUGUGAGUGUGUGUGCGCGCGCGCACCAAAUCCUCUCUCGUGAGUUGAAUGCGCCUAGUGUGUAUGUGCAUUUAUGCGCCGCUGUGUGGUGUGUGCACGCGUGUCCGCGUGUGUAUGUGUGUGUCAGAGUUUAGUGUAAUCGUGCGUGAGUGUGUGUAGCAGUAGUAAUACCGAUCCGUCUCUGUGUGUACGAUUGUCAUGAAUAUUGUGUCGCGCACAGUCGUCGCCACCAUUGUUGUUUGCAAGUGAGAAAAACGUUGUUGAAGAGCCUAAGGCGGCGGGCAGUAGUGUAAGCAGGAGGAGGGGAAACAGGCGAAAAGUACGUCGCGCCUCUCCCCUUCCCCGCCCCGAUCGCAAUAUGUUGGAAUCGAACUCGCGCCGUGCGAGCAGAACAGUAGCGGCCGCCGAACAGCAGCAGCAGCACCACCGCUAAGUGGGUGGUGCCGCGUCGUUUCCCCGGAAACUCAAAUACAAACUCACCCCUCCCCUCAGAACAACAUAACAAAACAAAUACUAAAGAGCCGAGCGCCAGCCGCCGGCUAGAAAAGGGAAUUCCUACGGCCCCGAAGCGCCUACAGAAGGGGAGAGGAGGAUCACAGCCGCCAGCAGAGAUGGGCGAUCCGAAGAACAAAAAUUCAACGGCAGGUUCGGCCGGCGGAGCGGGUGGCGCAUCGUCGACGGCGGCCGCCUCCGGCACGACCACCACGACCACGUCGUCGGCGGCCGGACCGGUCACAACGCCGCAGCAGCAGCAGCAGCACCAUCAGCCGCCCUCGCAUCAUCCGCACGGGCCGCCGCAUCCACAUCACCACCAGCAGGGGCCGCCGCCACCGCCGCCGCACCAUUCGCAUGGACCGCCCCACCCGCUGCAUAUGCCACCCCAUCCGCACCACCACCCGCACCACCAUCCGGGCGGACCGCCGGGGACGGCCGGUGGGGAGCAUCAGCAGCCGCCACCACCGCCGGGGCAUGGGCCGCCACCUGCGCCCCACCACCCGUACGACCAUCACCAUCCCGGUGCGGGCGAUGCCCCGAACGGCGGCGGGGGUGCAUCCGGUGGCGGCAAGGAUGACGGUCCGCCGCCACCGCCCCACCACGGGCACGGUGGGCCGCCGCCGCCGCCCAUGGGCCACCAUCAUCAUCAGAUGCAGCAUCACGGGUACGGGCAGCCGCCGCCGCCGCCCAUGCAGCAUCAGCAGCAGUACGCGCCCCGCUACCACCACCACCAUCCGCACCAUCCGCACGAUCCGAACGUGCAGGGGCCACCGCCGCCGCCCCCGGGCGCCGGCGCCCCGGACCCGUACGCACACUAUCACCAUGCGCACCGCAUGAGUGCGGCGGCGGCCGCCGCUGCAGCCGCAGCAGCCGCCGCCGCCUCGUCCGGGGGUGGCGGAGGAGCGCCCGGCAGUGCAGGGCCGGGCGGGUCCGGUACGCCGCCGCCCCCGCCGCAGCAGCAGCAUCCGGGCGGGAAGCCGGCGGCCGCGGCGGCCGCCGCAACUGCAGCCGCCGCCGCAGCAGCAGCCGCCACCGGCAGUCCGAUGCAUGGGCGGCACGGUCGCUACAUGUCUCAGCAGCCGACGGCAGCUGGUGCGGGCGGCGGUGCCGGCCAGCCACCGCCAGGCGGUGGAGCGGCUGCCGCCGGCCAGCCGCCCGGUGGACCGGCAGCUGCCGGCGGCCCGACGCCGACGCUCAACUCGCUGCUCCAGUCGCACCCGCCUCCGCCACCGGGCCAUCCGGGGGCGCCGCACCAUCGCUAUCCGCCCGGCGGGUACGAUCCGUCGGCCGGCUCGCCCCAGGGCCAGCAGCCGCCCGGUCCGGGUCAGCCGCCGGGUCCGCCGGGCGGUGGACCGCCGGGCCAGGGCCAGCCCGGUAUGCACCCGUACCACGGGGGACAUCAGCAGCAGGGCUGGGCACCGCCACCCCGACCCUAUAGUCCGCACUCGCAGCCGUAUAGGCCGCCGCCACCGGGUAAUACCGGACGUGGACAGUCACCAUAUCCGCCGGGGCCACCGGGCCAAGCGCCCGGUAGCGGCUACCCACCGCCGCAGCCACCCGCCGCCGGCCAGGGAUCGCAGCAGCCGCCCGGGCCCCCGCAGGCAGCCGGCGCUGGCCAGCCCGGCACCGGUGCCGGCGGUCCGCCCGGCCAGGGACCACCGCCGGCGGGUGGCCCUGGCGGGCCCGCGGGCGGAGCGCCCGGCCAGUCACCACAGCACCAUCCGCCCACCUCCCAGGGACCGCCCGCCAACGCGCAGUACACGCCCUACCAGCCGCAGCGCUACCCGACGCCCGGCGGUCCCAACGCACCGAACCAUCGCACCCCGUAUCCUCCGCAUCAGUAUGAACCGGUCCGGUCGUGGCCAUCGCCAGCAGCUAGCCCGGGACCGGGUCCGGGCCACAUGCCUCCCUCACCACACGGACCCCCGCAGAGUCCUGGGCAGCAGCAGCAACAGCAGCAGCACGGUGGCGGCCCCAGCCCGUCACCCCAGCCACCGCAGCCGGCUCCCUCACCACAUCAGGAUUCGACGGGUCAAAACAGUAAUGACAGCACGACGGGAGGUAGCGGCGGGCCUGGCAAUUCCGCAGGACCAACGGGCAUCCACGGUGCACCCGGCACACCGAACUCCUCCUCUUCGUCGUCGUCUCAGGGCAUGAGGCCAACGCCGUCGCCAACCGGUUCUGGUAGCGGGUCGCGUUCUAUGUCACCGGCAGUAGGCCAACAAAGUAUUUCGAUGCCUCCUCGUCCAUCCAGCAGUCACUCGCAAGCGCCAAACCAGCAACAGCAAGGACCGAACCAUCAGCACGGCGGCAGCAACAGCAAUCUCGUGCACGGUCAGCAGCAGCAGCAGCAGACGCAAGGACCACCGCCAGGAACACCGGAACACCACGCCCGUGUAGCCUCGCCGAAUCGUCCCCCGUCGGCUUCCGCCCAGCAGCAGCAGCAACAACUUCCACCAGUGUCGUCCGCACCCGCGGGCGGCCCAGCGUUACCGCCGUCGUCGCAGGCAGGUGCCGCCGGAGGGUCGGCAGCAGCAGCCUCCGCGAUGGCCGCCCAAGGCUACCAGGCGCAACCGCCCCAUCCGCCGCACAUGCACGGUGGCCCGUACAAGAUGGGCCCGGGCGGCCCGGGAGGCAUGCCGCCGGGUGGUCCCGGCCAGCAAAUGUCACCGUAUCCACCGCCGCCCCCGCACCAGCAGCCACCUCCGCAGUCGCAGCAGUAUUCACCACACUCGCCCGCGAGUUACUCGCCGCGUCCGCAAUACCCGGGAGCGUACGGCCCGUCGCCACCGGUGCCGGGGCCACCGCCACCGCCCGGCACCCAAUCGGCCCAGGGUCCGCCCGGCAGCGGGGGUCCGCAACCGCCACACCCGCCGCCACCCGGCGGCUAUCCGGGACAGCACCGGAUGCCGAACCACGUGGGUGCCGGGGGACCACCGCCACCGCCCCACUCGCAGUACCCUCCGCACCAGUAUCCGCACCAGCCGCCAAGCCCCUGGGGACCACCGCACACGCAGCAGGCCGGCGGCCCUGGUGGAGCCGGCGCGGGCCAUGUAAAUAAUCAUGUACAGCAAUCGCAACAGGGCCAGGGCGGGCCACCGACGCCCGGCGGUGCCGGCGGACCGCGGCAAGUCAAGGGUAUGCCGCCCGGUCCGCCGGGAGCUGGCGGAGUACAUCCGCAGUCGCCCCAGCAGCAGCAGCAGCAGCAACACUCCCAACACCAUCAGCCACCGCCACCACAUCAUCAGCCGCACCAUCAGGCGCAUCAUCAGUCCCCGCACCAUCCGGGCGGCCAGUCCCAGCAGCCGCCGCCCCAGAGCGGUUCGCCCCAGCCGCUCAACUACCUGAAGCAGCACCUUCAGCACAAGGGCGCGUACAGUGGAGCGCCCAGCCCGACGCCACCGCCCGGCCAAGGGUACGGCAACGGGCCCGGAAUGCAUCCACCGAUGGGUCCACCACACCACAUGGGCCCCCCGAUGGGACUGCCGCCGCCACCGAACGCGAGCAGCAUGGGUCCGCCGCCACCGGCCGGUACACCACCGAACCAGUCACCGUCCGGUGCGGGCGGCAGUGGCGCCCUCGGACAUCCGCAGCACCCGUCGCAGCAGGAGGGCGGGCAUCCGCCUUCGCCGCACGGGCAACAGCAACAGCCUCCGUCGCAGCCCCAGCACCCCGGGCAGCAGCAGCAGUCGCAACAAUCGCAGCAGCAGCCUCCCCACUCGCCCCACCAUCAUCCGCAUGGGCCACCGCCGCCGCCCCACCAGCAUCCGGGCCACCAUCCCGGUGCCGAUGUGCCGCCGCAGCCACCACACCACGGGCUGCUGGCGGGAGCGGGCCAGGACAACGGUAUCGGCAAUGCGGCUGGCGGACCGGGAGCAGGAGGAGCAGGAGGAGCGGGUGGAGGUCCACACCAUCACCAUCAUCCCCAUCAUCAUCAUCCAGUUACCUCACUCGUUACGACGGGACCUGAUGGCGCUCCACUCGACGAAGCCAGUCAGCAGAGCACCUUAUCCAAUACCUCAGUAGCUUCCGGAGAAGAUCCCACGUGCUCGACGCCGAAGUCGCGGAAAAACGACCACUACAACCAAAGCCAUCUGACGAACACCAACACGCCGUCGUCGUCGAAUGCGUCGCCCGGACCGCACAACGCACACGAAGACUUUGAGCUCAACUCGUCCCCCACGUCCUGGCCGCGGACGCCAGCUAGUCCAGUAUUUAACAGUCACGUUCCUCCGACGCCGGAGACACCUUUUAGAUCCACUAAGCAGAAAUCGGACAGCUUGAACAAGCUGUACGAGAUGGACGACAAGCCGGACCGGCGCGUGUUUCUGGACAAGCUGCUGGCGUACAUGGACGAGCGAAGAACCCCGAUCACGGCCUGCCCGACGAUCUCGAAGACACCGUUGGAUCUGUACAAGCUGUACGUGUACGUGCAGGAGCGCGGCGGGUUUGUUGAGGUGUGUAAGAAGGUUACCAAGAGCAAAACGUGGAAGGACAUCGCCGGCAUGCUCGGGAUUGGGGCGAGCAGCAGUGCCGCCUAUACGCUGCGCAAGCACUACACGAAGAAUCUGCUGCCGUUUGAGUGCAAGUUCGAUCGCGGCGGUAUCGAUCCGGGACCGAUCAUUGCGCAGGUCGAAGCCGGUUCGAAGAAAAAGUCUGCCAAAACGACCUCCGUUCCAUCGCCGGGAUCAUCGAAUUCGCAAGACUCGUUCCCAGCGCCCGGCAGCAGUAGUGCCUCGAUGGAUGGCUACGGACCGUACCCGGGCAGUGGCUAUCCGCCCGGCUCCACGCCGGACUAUGUGCAGCAGCAGCAGCAGCAGGGUGCUGCCGGUGGCCCACCGGGUGGUCCACCAACGCCCGGUGCCCAAGCGGGCCCGGGACAGCAGCAGCCACCACAGCCCCAGCAGAGGCCACCCUCGCAGCAAAGUGGCACCCAGUCUCCUCAUCCAGGUUCAGCACCGCCUGCCUCUGGCGAUAACAUUAGCGUGAGCAAUCCCUUUGAUGAUCCCGUGGGUCCACAGCGUCCCCCGUAUCAGCAGGGCGCUCCCUAUCCACCGGUUUCACGUCCCCAAGGUGCUCCUUACCAGGGACAGCCGGGUGGUUACGGGCAGUACGGUGCCCCAGAACAGUACGGACCGGGGGCGGGCACACCGCCCGGCCAGUAUCCACCGCCGCCCGGCCAGCAGGGACAGUAUCCUCCAUCGAAUCGGCCGCUGUAUCCACCAUACGCACCACCGGAAGCCGGAGAAGGAUCUCUCUACAGAGGCACACCACCAUCGUCGGCGGCCCCCGGACCGCCAUCGGCAGCCGAUCCGUACCGGGGCUACGGCAGCUCACCCUACCCGCCGCCACCGCAGCAACGAGCGUAUCCGCCGCAGCAGCAGCCAGUCGUCAGUGCGGCCCCCGGCGUUCCGCCCGCUGGUACGCCUCCGAUUCCGGGCCAAACGGGUAGUGCCGCCCAAGGGCAGGUGCCGCCGGGAGGAGGACCACCAUCUCAACAGCAGCAGCAACAGCAGCAGCAGCAACCGCAGCAAGCGCCGCCUCCGCAGCAGCAACCGGGCGCCCAGGGCCAGCCGGGUGCACCGGGAGGAGGCUAUCCGGCACCGGUCGGUCAGCCAGGCGUGCCACAGUCGGCCGCUGACUACUACCGACAGCAGCAGGAACAGGCUCUUCCCUACCCACAGCCCAACCAGCCCCGGCGCCAUCCGGAUUUCGAAAAGAGCCAGCAGCCCUAUCCUCCAUACCAGCAGCGGCCUCAGAUGUAUCCAGGUGGAUGGCAGGCAGGUCCUGGUGGACAAUACCGUGGUCAGUAUCCUCCGCAGAGCCCCCAGCAGCAGUGGGCGCACAAUGGUCCCCGGCCAAGCGGUCCGCCCGGUCCGCCCGGUGCUGGUGUCCCGCCCGGUGGUCCGCCCGGUGCUCCCGGUCAGUGGGGAGCGACCGCGGAUGUGAAUCGUUACCCUCCCAGCCAGCAACAGCCACCAUAUCCGACGCAUCAGCAGGGACAACAGCAACCCUGGAACCAGAUGCCACCGACGUCACAGAACUCACCGAUCCGGCCACCACUGCGCGGUGGCAAACCGUACCCUCCGAUGGCAGGGGCCGGUGGUCCGGGUGUUCCGGCGCCGCCCGGCACGAUGCCGGGAAUGCCACCGGCUAGCAUCAACACACCGCCGCAACCGCCGGGCGUUGUCGGUGGUCCGCCAGGAGCGGCGCCAGGAGCCGCCGGUGGACCGGUCGUGCCCGUCAGUGGCGGUCCGUCCGUCGUUCCCUCCCCCGGCGGCGGCGUAGUAGUGCCCGGUAGCGGUGUUCCUUCCGUUGCUGGCAGUGUUGGCAGUGCCGCCGGCACGCCAGGAGCAACACCAGUCCCGAACGCUUCGCCUGCGGUUGCCGUCAAAACGCAGCCAACGGUGCAGGGCGGCGGUGGCCAGGUGCAACAGGCCGGUCCGAACUUCCCGCCCGCCGGCAGCGGCGGUGUCCAGCAGAAGCGGGACAUCGUGUUCCCGUCGGACAGUGUGGAGGCGACCACGCCCGUACUGUACCGGAGAAAGCGCAUCACGAAGCUGGACAUCGGGCAGACCGAUGCGUGGCGGAUAUUCAUGGCCCUUCGGUCGGGGCUGCUGGUGGAGAGUACCUGGGCACUGGACGUGCUGAACAUCCUGCUGUUCGAUGACUCUUCCGUGGCUUACUUUGGCCUAGCGCAUCUGCCGGGGCUGCUGAAUUUGCUGCUCGAUCACUUCCAGAAAAGCUUGUGCGACAUGUUCGAGAGUGGCAAGCGGGAGGGCACAACCAAUCGGUUCAGCGUUGAGGGCUCCGAUCGGGCCGCUCUGCUCGACCGGAUGCGAGAUAUCGAUGAGGAAGGCGAGGAGGCGCAAAGGGAGGAAGAGGCGACGGCUAGGAAUGGAUCGUCGUCGAUCGCCGUAACCACAACCACUACCGAAACGACCAUCAAGCUAGAGCCAGCGUCACCGAUGAUGACAACAACAACGACGAUGACGACCACCACCACCAUGAUUAAGCAGGAGAAGCUCGAGAAUGGUUUACCAGAGGGGGGUGAUACGUCGUUGCACCAUAACGGAACGCGCGAUGGUGGUGAUAGUAAAGCGGCCAGCAACGGCACCAGCUCGACGAUAGACAGGCGAAGAAGCGCCCAGUGCUAUGCGCGACGCAACAUCAAACGGUGCGACUCGAGCGUGGAGCUCGACCUGGGCGCGGUCAAGAACCCACCGAACCCGGAGGAGCGUACCCUAAUACUGACGUCGACCACGAACUACACGAUGACGUCGCGCAAGGGCCGCCCGGUGAAGAUCCAUCCGGCGGAGGACGACGUUUUUGUCCUCGACCACCGGCGCGACUGGGACCGGGCGUCCGACUAUCAGUACCAGCGCGACACCGAGGUCGGGGGGGACCCGUGGACGGCCGGUCAUACCGAUCCGGAUCCGCACGACUACAUCAUGGAUACGUUCCGGGCCGAGUUUGUGAACAUUCCAUUUGCGAAGUACAUCAAAACCAGCGCCAAGUACGCCGAGGCCGCCAAGGCGAACGGUGGGCGGAACGGAAAGCGGAUAGCGGCGGCCAACAAUAAUAACAAUUGCAGCAGCAAUAACAACAACAACAACAGUGUAAAGUGUACAAGUAAAAAUGAGCGCGAAGAGCCGCAGCAGGAGAACGCAUCGGUCGAGAAUAGUGCCGCUGUGGCUACGACAGCGACGGUGAAAAACACGUCCGACGAAGCGCCGCCCACGGCAAUGGAGGUGGAGGAAGAGGAAGAGCUACUCUCGCCGCCGAAGCGAAGGAAAGAGGACCCGCAUCUAUCGCCGGCCGCUACGCCGACGUUACGCACGCGCAAAGAUCACCACAUCGCCCGGCUGAUGAAUGGCGAGAGUGGCGAGGAGGAGGAGCAAACGAAGGAGAAGAGUGAUAGCGGCCUGCUGGACAAAGUAGUUAAGAACUGUAUAGUGAAGAAAGAGAAGGCAGCAGAGGAGAAGGAAGCGACCGAGACGGGCGACAAAACGACUGCCGCCGGCACAAAGGGCGGCACUGCACCGGCCCCGUCGCCGAUGGAUGCGGACUGUCGGGAGAUCGAUAUGGAGCUGGAAAAGUCCUCGACGCUGUCGAACGGGCCGCAGGAAGCGGGAACGAAGGAUCACCGGGACGGCAGCGAGUCUCGAACUUCGACCACGCCCGACCGCGAACAGAAGAAGCUGCCGAAAGUGGAAGCAAAUCAGCCGCCACCGUCCCCGUCAGCUGCCUUAAAAUCCUCCGAAGAAAAGAUGGAUGUCGAUGAAGAGGCAGCAGGCGAGCAGCAGAAGGAGGACAGUACGACAACAAUGACGGCGGAGGUAGCGACGAAAGCGUUCGACAUUGCGGAAACGGUUCGCGAUCCGGCGCGUGUGCUGAAGCGGCGCCGGAUGAGCGAUUACGAGGACGAGUGCUACACGCGGGAUGAGGCGAGCCUGUACCUGGUGACCGAGGGUCAGGAUGCGCUGGCGCGGCGCUGCGUCGCCAUAUCGAACAUCCUGCGCAAUCUCACCUUCCUGCCGAACAACGAGACGGAGUUUUCGAAAUCGUCCCGCUUUCUGGCGAUUCUGGGCAAGCUGCUGCUGCUCAACCACGAGCACCCGCUGCGCACGAAGAAGACGCGCAACUACGACCGCGAGGAGGAUGCCGACUUCUCCGACUCGUGCAGCAGCCUGCAGGGCGAGCACGAAUGGUGGUGGGACUUUUUGGUGCAGAUCCGGGAGAAUAUGCUGGUGGCGACGGCCAACAUCUCCGGCCAGCUCGAUCUGUCGCGCUUCGACGAACCGAUCUCGCGCCCGAUUCUGGACGGGCUGCUGCACUGGGCGGUUUGCCCUUCGGCCCACGGACAGGAUCCGUUCCCGACGCUCGGUCCGAAUGCGGCCCUAUCGCCGCAGCGGCUCGCGCUCGAAGCCCUCUGCAAGCUGUGCGUGACGGAUGCGAACGUGGAUCUGGUCAUCGCGACGCCGCCCUUCUCGCGGCUGGAAAAGCUGUGCUCGGUGCUGACGCGCCACCUGUGCAAGAACGAGGAUCAGGUGCUGCGCGAGUUCUCGGUGAACCUGCUGCACUAUCUGGCGGCCGCGGACAGCUCGAUGGCACGGACGGUGGCGCUACAGUCACCGUGCGUGUCCUAUCUCGUGGCGUUCAUCGAGCAGGCGGAACAGUCGGCGCUGGGCGUUGCCAACCAGCACGGCAUUAACUUCCUGCGCGACAACCCGGACUCGAUGGGCACCAGCCUGGACAUGCUGCGGAGGGCUGCCGGUACGCUGCUCCACCUAGCGAAGCAUCCGGACAACCGGCCGCUGUUCAUGCAGCAGGAGCAACGGCUGCUGGGGCUGGUGAUGAGCCACAUACUGGACCAGCAGGUGGCACUCAUCAUUUCCCGCGUGCUGUACCAGUGCUCCCGGGGGACGGGUCCGCUCACGACCAUGGAGAUCGAAUCGGGCGGCAAAGCAUUCACAGCCAGCAACUCGUCUUCUACUGGAGCAGCAGCAGCGGCAGCAGCAUCGGCAGCAAACUCCACUGCUUCGUCCGUGAUGGAAGCGAAAGGAGGAGCGACGGAUGCAAAGUCGCUGCUAUCUGCCUCCAGCAUGUCCACGAACGGUGGCAGCAUUGCCGGCGGUCCUUCCUCUCCGAGUGCGACGCAUGCAAGCAACAGCAGCGCGUCCACUCCGAACGGCGCCGCCAGUAAUGCUGUGACAGCCGCAACGAAUGGUCAGGCGGCAUCGGACGAGUUUGCUACGCCAUCGACGCCUUCGGCCACCAUUGCCGCUAACGAAAGCGCUGACAGUAAAGCUGCCUCCGCCAAUGCCUCCUCCCCAGCCGGACCGAGCUACGAGGAAUCCGGCGCAGCGUCGCCGACGACGCCUGCAGAACAUGGUGCAUCGACGAUGGCAAACAUGAGCACUUCGUCACCCGCGAGCAUCGGUACGGAGGUGGUAAACCCCAGCACGGGUUCAGCAGCCGCAAACAACACCUCCAAUAGUAACUGCAGUAACAGUAGUAGUAGUAACAGCAGCAGCAGCAGCAGCAGUAGUAGUAGUAGUGGCAAUACCGUUCCCACGAGUCCGUCUGCCGUUACAGCAGCAGCAGCAGCAACCUCCCCUGCCGCCAGUGUGGCUCCGUCUUCGCAACAUCCGAUAACCGCCUCGUCGUAGUGGAAGCGGAAUGUUUCUUAUUGAAGCUCGAUAGUAGUGCUACACCAGCAGAAGCUGUAAUGCAUGUAGACGGUUAACGGUGGUACACGUACGGCUGUUAUCGUCAUGUAUAUCGAAGUUUAUAUAUAUAUAUACACACACAUACACACUGACACAAAAAGUUAUUUAUAGUUACACAAACAAACACACACACACAAACACAUAUAUGAAUAUAUAUAUUUAUAGGAAUAUAUAUUUAGCAAAAUGAAAUGGAACACACACACACACGCACGCGUGACGAUGUAUGAAGGGAAGAAUCAUUGGAUAUGAUAAAAUCAAGCAGAAACAAAAAAACACGUACAGAAAAAGGUUUAAAAUUUGCGGGUAGCAUAAUAAUAGGUGCGGCCGCUGUAUUAGAGAACAUGAAAACGUAACAAAAACCAUACCACAACAAAAAAGAAGAAAAACAAACUGAAAUUGCGUGUAGAGAGCAAAGUGAGAGAGGAAAAUGGAAGAGCAGAAUUAAUACAAAACACACACCCGGGGGGCGCAGAUUCAAUGGGUUCGGUAGCAGGGGGAUGCUUUCAUUGGUAGCUACAGUUGUAAAAUGCAGGUGUAGGGGCGGUGGGCAGGAGGGGAGUUAGAUUUUAAAACAGCCACAACACAAUGCAGUAUCCAACUAUUAAGCACUGUAACACUCGCCCGGACACACACAAACGCACCACAGCUCGAUACACAUUCGAGGACACGCGAGUGUGUACGAGCAAUGUAAAUUAACAAACAAAUAAUUUGGACUGCAUUUUGUGGUGAAGUUAACGAAACACCCCGCGGGCCUUCUCGCGACGGACACUGGUGGAACUUGCCUGUGUGUAUGUAUGUCCCCCCCGAGUGCAUUUGUUGGUAUUGGUGGUGUGUUGUAGUAGGUUGGUGUUGUGUUAUGUUCUGUAUUUGUCCACUAGGGGACAACUAACACGCUUUCGUUGUGUUUCUUUCGUGCAAUGUGCAAAAUCUGUCUCAUCCUUUAGAUACGAUUAUUGCGUGCGUGUUACAUUGCCUUUAGAUCAAACUGUGUGUUAUUUUUUCUUACAUUUCUCUCUCUGAAAUACCGGGUUUUUUUUUAUUAUGCAUUGUACAGUGAAAAUAAACGAAAGGGUUGAAUGGAAUAAUGCAGCAGCAGCGGGGACAGAGCAGUGCUGUAUAGCAACAACUUUUAAAACACAUGACAAAUGCAGCAGCAGCAGCAGCAGCCGUAACAGCGCGUAGCUUGUAUAGGAAGAAAUAACGAUUGUUUUGAAGAUCGUCGACGAUCAGUGCAGAUCACGUCGAAUGUUGCGUUCCCAUUUUAGGUCUUCUUUGUUUUAAUGCCCAUUUUUACCGCUAGCUGAAAAGCGCGGUACAAUAACAGAACCCUACAAAUGGGAAAAAUAAUAGAACACAAUUACUUUGUGCUUGCUAAGAGAGAGAGAGAGCGAGAGAGCGAGAGCAAGUAUUACGCUACAACAAUUACACAAACACACGUCGUGCGUAUAGUCUACACCGAAUGCAGGGGUUUUUUUAGUUUGUACAGAAGGCAGCAGUAGCAGCAGCAACAGUAUCUUGACUCUUUAACAAUCGAGUUAGAUACGUAAUGUAAAUGGAAAGGACGAGUAGAAGUGGUGUGUGUGUCUGUGUGUAGAGCAUGAUGUGAGCUCUUUCUUUCUUAAAAAAACACCCCCCGCUGCUGCUGAAAGUAAAUAGUGAAAAUAGAAGAAAAUGUAAGCAAAAUAUACUCUCACUCACAAAGCAAAAAACAAACAAUGCGCAUGGUGUGUGUGUGUGUGUGUGUGCGCAUCUUGUUGUCUCCCAUGGGCGCCCAAUUAUACGAUUAGAGAGAGAGUGGGAAAAAGGAACUCUUCCAAAGGCGCUCCUCCCUUUGCUAUGACAAACAAAAGAAGGGAUUUGUGUAAAUAGUUAAGCUAAGAAAUAAGCAGAAGAUAGCGUAAAUGUGACGUGUGUGUAUGUGUGUGUGUUGGGAUGUGAAGAAGGUCCGAGAACAGCAGCGAAUUGGGGCAGCAUAGAUUAAUCGAAAUGUGUUACAGAGUGCAGUGCAGUAUAGUACUACAUAGUUGAUCCAGUUUUACAACAAAAAAAGGGGCCGAACGCGGGGAAAGUGUAGGGAAGCAACAACACGACUGUGUGCGUGUGUGUGUGUGUGUGUGUGUGUGUGUGUGUGUGUGUGUGUGUGUGUGUGUGUGUGUGUGUGUGUGUGUGUGUGUGUGUGUGUGUGUGUGUAUGUGUGCGUGUGUGUGUGUAUGUGUGCGUGUGCUCUGUAUUGCGCCAGAUGAGAUAUUGUAUAGUAUAGUAAUUAGUAAUUGUGUUAUAACGCUUAAGAACGGGAUAGGUGCGUGCCGUGUGUAUGAUGUACAUAUAAUAUAUGGAUAAUAACAGUAAAAGCAUUAUUUAGGUAUGAGCGUGUGUGCGCGUGUGCAAGAGGGAAACCAGGAAUAAAAAGCAGGACAGCGCAUCGUUGAGCUUUUGAUGAUUAAAGGCACUGUAGUAGUAGUAGUAGUAAAAGUAGGGUAGUGUACUCUAGCAAGUAAUAGGAGGAAGUAGAGAGUGUGAGUAUAGAGUAGGCGAAAAGACACGCAACGCAACAUUCCCGUGCUGUGUGUAUGGAGGAGGGGAAGGGGUAACAGGCACACAACACAUCCUGGCUCUCUCUCGCUCUCUCUCUCUCUCUCUGUCUCCGAUCGCUUGUGGUGGGCUUUCGGCGAUGAGAGGAGCGUUGUGAGCAAAUCCCUUCCUCCGUUCUGCACAGUGCGUUCUGCGCGUUCGCCCGUCGUCUUGAAGAAGGGUGUGAUAAUCCAAUAGAGAUCGUGUCUCAUGGGUGGUGGUGGUGCUUGUGAUGAUCAGCCCCCGGCUCCACUCAUGUUUAAGCCCAUUUUCUGGAAAAGAAUCUCUGCAAUGUUUAACAUUAUUCGUUGGUCAUUUUGUGUUUUGGUUCGUGCUGUGUACAGAAGGCUGGUGCAACGAUCAUGCUUUUUCUACCACACACACACACACACUCACACACCUUUCGCGCGUGUGUGCAUAUAAAUUUGUGAUUUUGUUAGCCCCCCGCCCCCUUUUGUAACCGGAAAUGAGGAGGAAAGUUGUCCCCGCCGCUGUGGUGUGUGUGCACGUGUAUUGUGGUGUAUGUACGUGUACGCACACACACACACACACACAGACAUUACGGUUUACUUUCCUUUCAUUGCUAUUGUGCUUGGUCGGGGUCGUCGGCGCUGUCUACUGUACUGUAAAUGUUCGCUUAAGUUGCGUUUAUCACUCGUAAAGCAAAUGUGCUGUUGUUGUUGUGUGCUAGAUUUGUGAGGAUAAAAAAAUAAUACUUCCUUCGUAAAGAGGAAAACCCAAGAAACGCAAACAGAAGUUGUGUGUUGAGGCAACGAACUGUAGGAAAGUAACGAGCCGAGAAAGAUAGAUUCAAGAAGCAGGAUACACAUUGACACACACGCACACACACGCACACACACGCACAGCAGGAAGCUUUAUUAAAACUGCAAAAGGGGUGAUGCAGUAGAAAAAGAAAAACCACGUGGAUGGUGGGUUUGUCAUCAACUUGCGCUUGACCGAUAGUAUGGAGUGGUUUUUGCAGAUUUAUUUGAAAAAUUCUCCUCCACCCCCCCCCCCCCCCGCCUGCCUGCCUGCCUGCCUGUCGCUGUCUCUGUCUCUGUCUCUGUCUCUGUGCCCGUCAGCUCUAUGUCUUGUGUGUUGAGGGCGCAUGAUCGUAUCGGCUCGUCGUGUUUGUAUAUGUGAAAUAGUAAAGUGAGUGCUUGUGCUAAGAUGAUUAGUUUUAAGAGCUAUAAUUUAAUUACCCUUGUAGGCUAGCGUAGCGGGAGGCAGCUCCCAGGGGGGAAAUAUGAGACGAACAUGCAUGUUGGAUUGGAUACACAAAAAAGGAUGCAAAAAAACAAAAGAAAACAAAGCUGUAAACAAAUAAGUUGUAAUGAAAAGAAACAUGCGAAAAGAGCGUGGUGUGCACUAAACGAAGUUAAAAUCGCUUUGUGUCUUUUAAAAAUGUAAUCCCUUUAGGGGCGCAUAGCAGCAGCACGCACACACAGGGCGGGUGGGUGUGUGUAUGUGUGUGUUGUGCAUUGGAGUGAACUUCGGAGCGUAUGUGAAUCUGUGGGCACACGCGGGGGAGCGUCUGGGAGAGCGAGAGCGAGAGAGAACCACAAGCUGCAAAUAUUUAUUACAAAAAGAAGGAUCAAAGCAGAGAUCAUACAACAAUAACAACAAAAAACAAAAGCACAUACAGACAAGCGGUGUAUAACUAUUAUUAUUAUAUAGGUAAAGCAAAGUGUAGUAGAGAUAAAAGUAGGAAACACACAGUACGUGCACACACAACAAACAAACUUGGGUGGGUUAGUAGGUAUUCUAGUGAAAAACAAAAGCAAACAAAAGUGGAGAAAAAACAUACAAUCGCGCACACACACACACACACACACAGGAAGCACUAAAUAGGAAGAAGAGGGAGGGGAGUGGUAGUGUUAGUAGUACUUUCGCUUUGAUUGGUGAUGAUUGUAGAAUCGACAACUAGGGAAGAAAGAGCAAAAAAAACAAUGGAGGAAAAUGUAGAAAAGUUCCCCUUGCAAAUUGUAGAAUCAAUAGAAAAAAUGUGUGAACGUGUGUGUGUUCGUGAAGCGCAAAAAAAGGGGGAAGCAAAAAUCGAUAACAGAGAACGUGGGCGACUCCACGUGCAAGAAGGACGAUCAAUAGUAGAAGGUGAGAUGAGUGAAAAAGACGAAUGAAUGGGACGAAAUGAAUGAACGAAUGCCACCAAAACUGGCUGAAUGAAUGGCUGUGUGUCAGCAGCAGCAGCAGCAGCAGCAGCAGCAGCAAGCACUCCCAGAUAUGGUUAUAGUGGGAUAAGGAGGAGGGGACGGGGGGGGGAGGGAAAAAACAGCUGUAAUAAUUUUACGCCUAACAAGUCCUCUAAUAUGUGUAUAAUAGUAUACGCGCGGUGCACUAGAAGAAGUAGAAGUAACAGCAGCAGCAGCAGCAGCAGCAGCAGAAACAAAGCGGGAAAAUUGAUAAAGCGCCCCGGGAAUUGUGGAUGUUUGCCCCUUAUAUGUAUGUAGAAAACAAAAAAACACACACACACACAACCCCCCAACACACACACAUACACAAUUGAUAACAACCGAAGAAGGGAAAUGCUUGUAGCAGAAGGGGAAGGGUGGGCUGUU
Anopheles merus is the source of this 16891-nucleotide messenger RNA. It is a transcript of the gene osa, whose product is annotated as trithorax group protein osa. The record is from RefSeq and is a predicted model, not a curated record. Gene Ontology annotation, biological process: regulation of transcription by RNA polymerase II; positive regulation of DNA-templated transcription; chromatin remodeling. Gene Ontology annotation, molecular function: DNA binding; nucleosome binding. The transcript has 17 exons. Gene Ontology annotation, cellular component: nucleoplasm; brahma complex; nBAF complex. Lineage: Eukaryota; Metazoa; Arthropoda; Insecta; Diptera; Culicidae. The coding region runs from base 1629 to 11684 and encodes 3351 amino acids.